Fukomys damarensis (Damara mole-rat) is the source of this 2552-nucleotide messenger RNA. It is a transcript of the gene Taf8, whose product is annotated as TATA-box binding protein associated factor 8. The record is from RefSeq and is a predicted model, not a curated record. NCBI's taxonomy places the organism in Eukaryota, Metazoa, Chordata, Mammalia, Rodentia, Bathyergidae. The transcript is spliced from 9 exons. Bases 18 to 950 code for a protein of 310 amino acids. Gene Ontology annotation, biological process: transcription initiation at RNA polymerase II promoter. Gene Ontology annotation, molecular function: protein heterodimerization activity. Gene Ontology annotation, cellular component: transcription factor TFIID complex.
CACGACGCCAGAGCAAGAUGGCCGACACCGCCUCCACGGCCGGGGCCGGAGGCUCCGGAACGAGAUCAGGAAGUAAACAGUCUACUAACCCUGCUGACAACUACUAUCUGGCCCGGAGGAGAACCUUGCAAGUAGUGGUGAGCUCCUUGUUGACUGAGGCAGGAUUUGAGAGCGCAGAGAAAGCUUCUGUGGAAACACUGACCGAGAUGCUGCAGAGCUACAUUUCAGAAAUCGGGCGGAGCGCCAAGGCAUACUGUGAGCACACGGCCAGGACCCAGCCCACGCUGUCGGACAUCGUGGUCACGCUGGUGGAGAUGGGGUUCAACGUGGACACUCUCCCUGCCUAUGCGAAGCGGUCUCAGAGGAUGGUCAUCACUGCCCCUCCAGUGACCAAUCAGCCGGUGACCCCCAAGGCGCUCACGGCAGGGCAGAACCGGCCCCACCCGCAGCACAUCCCCAGCCACUUCCCAGAGUUCCCCGACCCCCACACCUACAUCAAGACCCCGACGUACCGGGAGCCCGUGUCUGACUACCAAGUCCUGCGGGAGAAGGCGGCGUCUCAGAGGCGCGACGUGGAGCGGGCGCUCACCCGCUUCAUGGCCAAGACAGGCGAGACCCAGAGCCUUUUCAAAGAUGAUGUCAGCACCUUCCCACUGAUCGCCGCCCGGCCCUUCACCAUCCCCUACCUGACGGCCCUCCUGCCCUCCGAGCUGGAGAUGCAGCAGAUGGAGGAGACGGACUCCUCGGAGCAGGAGGAGCAGCCCGACACGGAGAGCCUGGCCCUGCACAUCGGCACGGAUGAGUCUGGGGCGGAGAAGGAGAACACGUCCGUGCUGCAGCAGAACCCCUCCUUGGCAGGCAGCCGGAACGGGGAGGAGACCGGCAUCGAUAACCCCUACCUACGCCCCGUGAAGAAACCCAAGAUCCGCAGGAAGAAGUCCCUGUCCUGAGCCGGAGGAAGCCUGGCUCGCGGAGGGGCGCAGCACCACCCCCUGAGAGUUGAAGCCCCUGGAGGGAAGAUGCGGGUGACCUUGUGAGCGGAGGCUGCGGGAUGGCGUCGGGCAGGGUUUUCAUGGAAACCUCAGUCACCUGUUUCCACCGGAAGUCUGGGUCGGAGGAAGCAGUGGGAAUCACAAGACUGUCCUCAUCACCGGGGCCCCUGUGUCCUGGGGCCUGGCGGCAGCUGGGAGCUUCAUUAUUAUCCCAGCAGUGUGUUCCUCUGAAACCCCAGGCGCAGGAAGGUGCCAGGGAAGAGGGGUUCUUGGCUGCUUUGCUCUGUGCUGGGAAGUCUGUUCCGGGCCCCAGGGUCCCCUUACUGACUCGCAAACAGUUGCAGCGCCGAUCGGAAGACCCGGAACCUCACCCGUGCUUCUCUCCUCCCCUGGGCCACAACGCGCUGUGGAGCUGCCGGAAAGUCCCUUGUGCCUUGUGUUGGGCACAGGAGGCCGCGCGCCACAGCUCUGAUCUGGCACUGGCUGCAGUUGGGUGCAGCGGGCGGAUGUGUUAAGGUGGCGGACAGUGAUGGGGGGAGGGCAGCUCCUCCAGGCAGGGACAUCCUGAGGGAUUGUCAUUCACCGUCCUCUGUGGGACCUGCCCUCUGACAGCAGCCUGGCCCCUUGGACACCUCACGCUGUGACUCGUGAAAGAGCAGCUGGAGAUUUUAAAGAAGAGGGAAAGGAGUUAGCAGUGUCAGCUGGCACAUCGCAAGCUGGGCCUGGCCUUGCGGGUUGGACCCAGAGCCUGGCUGCUCUGCAGGAGGCUGGCGUGGGCUGAGCACAUUGCUGCCCGCGGGGCAGCGGUGAUGGGAGCCUCCAGGCUGAGCCAGCCAGGGCUUGGGAAAGCAGGAAGCAGGUCUGCGUCCCCUCAGCCGCCUCACCUCAUGCCUGAGGACACUUUGCCACCGACGUACCCUCCAAAAUGUUUUCGGGGAGAUGGCAGGCUCGCUGAUGUCCCUUGGCUGGUCUCUGAAGGAGCCAUUUGAAAGCCAGAUCCAAGGAGUAGAAGGGUCUUGGCCCCAGAAGAUGGCCCAGUUUGACAAAGUCGCCCCAGGCUAGGCUCCUGUGGCCACGUUCAGCAGCUGCCCCUGCUAUCAUCGUGGACACCGGCCCGGUCCCUGGCCUGGCCUGGCCUGUAGAAACUGCAGAGCCCUCUAGGCAUAUUUAUAAAUUUCUAUUUUUUGUAACUUUGGGGUUCUUCUUAGAGGAAAAGAAAGAGUAGUAAACAGCUGGAUUGAAAGUGAUUUGUGAAAGGCCCAUAAUAAAAGUUGAUGGUAAAAUCUUUGUAAACAAAAAUUAAAAUAAGGAACACUUUGUAAAUAAGCAGCACUGUUAAGCAUUGAACUUGAUUUGUGUUUGUUACAGUUGUGUGCAAGGCUGUGCGCACACACGCACACACACGAGUAGGUGGCCCUCCCGUCGGAUGGUGUAUCCUGAUGUUUGGGAACUCCGGUGUCUCCCUUGCCCUGCCUUAACACUUAACAUCCUGUUGAUUCUGUUUCACCUCUUCCCUCCAUUGUUUUCUUUUCUUUUGAGACAAGGUCUUAACUGUGUAUC